ACAUACCCCAUUAGACCAAGCUGGUGCAUGCCAUUGAAGCUUCAUUCGAUCACAAAGCUAGCGACUAGUGAUCCCUGCCCAGCAAACAAGAGUAGUGCUCCUGCUUCCGAAAGAUCGGCCAUGGGAAGCAUCGGAACCGCCAACGGCAACGGGAUCGGGCACGGUGGUGCCGCGGUGGCGCGGCGGCAGCACGCCGAAGGUCCCGCGGCCAUGCUCGGCAUCGGCACGGCGAACCCGACCGGCGUCGAGGUGCCCCAGAACGUCUUCGCCGAGAACCUCUUCCGCGUCACCAAGAGCGACCACCUCACUGAGCUCCAGCAGAAGCUCACCAGAAUCUGCGAGAAGACGGGCAUCGACAAGCGCCACUUCCACCUGACGGAGGAGACGCUGGUGGCGCACCCGGAGCUGUACGACCAAGACGCGCCGUCGCUGGACAGCCGCCUCGCCAUGACCGUCGACGCCGUGCCGAAGCUGGCGCAGUGCGCGGCGGCCAAGGCCAUUGCCGAGUGGGGUCGCCCGGCGAGCGAGAUCACCCACCUCGUCUUCAGCACCUACUCCGCCUGGGGCGCCCCGAGCGCCGACCUGCGGCUCGCCACGCUGCUCGGCCUCCGCCCCACGGUCAACCGCACCAUCCUCAGCCUCCACGGCUGCUACGGCGGCGGCCGGGCGCUGGGCCUCGCCAGGGAGCUCGCCGAGAACAACCGCGGCGCGCGCGUCCUCGUGGCCUGCGCCGAGAUCACGCUCGUCUGCUUCGGCGGGCCCGACGGCGGCAACCUCGUCGGCCACGCCAUCUUCGGGGACGGCGCCGGCGCGGUCAUCGUCGGCGCCGGGCCCUUCCGCGACGGCGAGCAGAGCCCCAUCUUCGAGAUGGUCCACGCCACGCAGACCACGCUGCCCAAGACAGAGCACGUGCUCGGCAUGCAGGUCUCCGGCAGCGGCGUCGACUUCCACCUCGCCAUCCAGGUGCCCACGCUCAUCGGGCAGAACGUGGAGCGCUGCCUCCUCGACGCGUUCCGGGGAGGAGACGACGAGGACGACGACGGUGGUGCUCAUCUCCCAUCGCCGUUAUCUGGGAACGGGAAGUGGAACGAGCUCUUCUGGGCGGUGCACCCAGGUGGCCGUCAGAUCCUGGACAACAUAGACAAGGUGCUCCAGCUGGAGCCGGAGAAGCUGGGCGCCAGCCGGCACGUGCUCCGCGAGUACGGCAACAUGAGCGGCGCGACCAUCGUCUUCGUGCUCGACGAGCUGCGCCGGCGCCGGAGCCUGCUGCCGGAGUGGGGCGCCAUGCUGGCCUUCGGACCCGGAGUCACAAUUGAGACCAUGGUGCUCCGCUGUCCACGCUAGGUGCUCCGCUGUCAUCCUUCUCAAAAAAAGCCUACUUAAUUAUACCAUUAUACGUACGUACGUAUUUGUGUGUGCGCGUACGUGUGUCAAACUAAAUGGACACGUACGUCACUCAAAUCAAAUCAAGGCCGCAAACGGCCACGUCCCACUGAGCUUUCAGUCCAUGUCCCAUAAGACUAGCUAUAGCUAGUAAUUAUAUAUGUAGUACCUGCUGGGUGUAAUAUGAUUCACAAAAAGAAACUAGCUACUUGGAUGUAGUAAAUUGUAAA
Messenger RNA from Aegilops tauschii subsp. strangulata, 1613 nucleotides. Its product is annotated as bisdemethoxycurcumin synthase. The record is from RefSeq and is a predicted model, not a curated record. Gene Ontology annotation, biological process: polyketide biosynthetic process. Gene Ontology annotation, molecular function: acyltransferase activity, transferring groups other than amino-acyl groups. NCBI's taxonomy places the organism in Eukaryota, Viridiplantae, Streptophyta, Magnoliopsida, Poales, Poaceae.